Planococcus citri (citrus mealybug) is the source of this 3074-nucleotide messenger RNA. RefSeq lists its product as uncharacterized. The coding region runs from base 633 to 2357 and encodes 574 amino acids. The transcript is spliced from 2 exons. Lineage: Eukaryota; Metazoa; Arthropoda; Insecta; Hemiptera; Pseudococcidae. The record is from RefSeq and is a predicted model, not a curated record.
AAUUUGUUCAUCGUGCGAAAAAAAAUGAAAAAAGGUGAAAUUUUGCAAAUUUUCAGAAAUGUUAAGGGUGCGUACACACAAAAACGCCUGACGCUCACAGCAAUAUACUAAACUUUUCAAUUUUUUCUAAAAAUUAAUUAAAAAUCGACGUAUUUCUCUCAUUUUUGAUUUUAAUUCACUAGAAUGUUCUUUAAAAUUUAAAUUUAUAUUAUAAUUAAGUAAUUAAAUUCAAACGUAGACUAGAAUUUUUCAGUCAUCUUUGCGUAUUAUGUUUUGGACAAAUUUACGUUUCGCAUGACUUUUAUUGUGAACGCACCUUGUUGAUUAUUUUCAUCUUUUGUGUUUUUAUUUUGGUUUCAUUUUUCGCGAAUAAACUUGAAGGAAAAUAUUUCUGUAAAAUAAUAGUUAUUUUUGCUUCAUUAUGAGUAAUUGUUAUAUAAUUACGAGUUACGUUGUCGUUGUUUUAAUUCGGUACGUUUUCGAAUAAUAAUAACCUUCGAAUAGUGAAAAUCCGCCGGAUUGAAAGAUAGAAUCCAAGUCAACAAGUCAACUUCGCCAAAUCGCCGGUAUCUACUGAUCUCCGUCAACUUAGAUUUUCUAUGUAACCGUGGCGGCGUCCUUGUCUGCAAAUAAUGGCAACCAACAACAACAACAACAACAACAACAACAACCCGGUCAAUCAAAAUGAAAAUCCAUUGGUUUUCUACUCGAGCCAUGAGGGCACGUUGCAAGAGUUGGCUUGCGUUGUAGCAUCAGCUUGGUGUUAUUGUCAAAUGGAAAAAUCCAAGUGUAGGAGUGUACCAUCUGAAAUCGCCGAAAUCGCCUCGUUGCCUACAGUUCUCCGAAAAAUGAUUAAAAAAUGUAUCCUAAAGGUAAAAGUUUCUUUCCGGAAUUGGCGCCAAUAUCUUGGAGAUUUUAUUCUUGCACAUCGCGAAGGCGAGAAUUUUCCGAUCGACUUUGUGAGUUUCGUGUCAUGGCGGGCUGAUGGAUCAAUCAACGAAGAUGGAACGGCUGCAAAUUUGAUGCAGUGCGAUUUGUUAAGUCAGAUGGAAAAGUAUAGAUUUGCAUGCAUGUUCUGUUUGGUUGACGAUGUGAAAAAAUUAUGGCCGGUGGAGGUAGAUGCCAAUGAUCCGUUGAUUGAGUAUUGGAAUUAUAAAAUGGGUGGCGAGCAGUUCACGUUUAAUGUGGACCCAGAGUUGAGCUGUAUCGAGGCUUCUUUGCUGUUACGCAAUGGGGAUGUUAAUUAUUCAUCAGCGUUUGAGUAUCUAUGGGGAUUUUUGACCGACGACGAACAAGUCGAGACUGUCGAGAGUAUUACACGAAAAAUAAGUGAAAUCAAUCUGAAAUGUGCGUUGCCUAAAUUGAGCUACAGUCAACUGGAGCGCGUGAUGAUGUCAUAUGCCGUUAAUAUUUUUCGCGUAUUGUGGCUCGCAUGGACAGACGAUAUGCUACUUUCAUUAUUAUUCGACCCGUUGAAGAACAUGAUUACACCCGAUGUCUUCAAUGAAAUCAUCAUCAGAUUUUUAAAUUAUCACGGUGAAAAACUGGCCUACGAAAUGUGGAUGAGAGCGCCGGAUGAGUUGAAAAACCACCUACUGGUGAAUAAUUUCAAAAAUCUACUGAACGCUUCAAUCCAAGAGGAAAGAUUGUUCCUCGAGUUAUUAAUGACUACUGAUGACGUUGAUACUAGGUCAACCAUCUGGCGAGAAAAGUGGAGGAAUAUAUUGGAUUAUGUGUCCCUCAGCUAUUUGAAAAAAAUCAUGAAAUUGUGCCUCAGCAGUGAGAAUGAAAUAGCAUCAUUCAAGAGAACUCACCUGAGUAAUUAUUCCUCGAUUGAAAGGUACUGCAAAAGGAUGGUAUUACGAGAAAAUUUUGAUGAACUGAGCGAAUCAUUGCAGUUCUUUUUCGAUGACCCAAAAAUUAUUUUCAAUCUGAAGAAGAAUAUCUUGAAAUCGCAAUAUUUGCUAGAUCAUUAUACUCAUACUGAAUUUAGGCGUCCCAGGAACAUGGACUCUUUAGUAACGUUUCUCAAUGAGACAUUUCCCGAUAUAACUGAGCGCCGAGAAUUUGAAAGAGAUCUAAUCAUGAGCGAUGAAUCGUUGGCUCAUUUCAGAUCGGCCAUGCAGAAUGAUUGUGAUUUGAUUGAUGGGAUUAAACGUUUUGUUUCCAAUAUUAUUUCCUCAGAUGCUGAUUUGGUCUCGGCUAAAAGAAUGUUUUGGACGUUGAUUCAAGAGAUGUUGAUUUCUGGCGAUUUUAAAAAAUUCGAUCGAUCUUCAAGAAACGAUUUCAUCAAGUGGUGUCUGCACGACGAUGAUGAUGCGUUAGAUACCCUAAUAAGUUCUUUACGUGUGAACUAGAUUUGGCUAGUGAACCCCUCUCGUACAGUUCCGUCCAUCUGAAUUCGAUUUUUUCAAGUUUGACCUGGGUUCUCGAGUGGCUGGUACUUCAUUGGGAUUUUAAUUGAAAUUUAGAACAGAUCAAUGCUUUCGAAGUACCGGUUCAAUUUUAUUAAUUUUUUAUUUUUAUAUAUUACUUUUAAGAUGUUGAUUAGAAAGGUCCUGUUUGAUAGAUCAGUCAUCGAGUUAAUUUUUUGGGCUCAGAAGUCUAUUGAAAAAUUGAAGAUGUGAUCUCGAGAUUUUGAAAGAAAACCAGGUGUAAAUUUGUACUGUAUCUUUAUUGAGGGAAAAAAGUACAUUCUCUUGGGUAAAAGUAUUCGUUGAAAUUUAUUUAUUUUUUAAAGUUUGUGAAACAAACAUUAAAUUUUUUUAAAGCAAGAUGUGUUAAUUAUUUAUCCAGCAUGCAGCCUCUCGUUUUGAAAUAAGUUUGUUACCAUUUCUCACUUUUAUGUUUUUGAGAUACUCUGUUAUCCUUAUCUACUUUGCUUUCUGUGAAAGAUUUUUGCUUAUUUUACAUUAUUUUGUUUUCUGUGAAAAAUUUCUACUUAUUUUACGUUGUUGUUUUGCUCCUGAUUAUUAAAUUAAAAUGUAGAUACAUAUUUGUUGUCAAAAACAAGUGAUAUUUUAAUAAGUUAUUUUUGUAAACUGUUUGGAUGAGUUGAGAAUGCAGUUUUUAAU